Molecule: messenger RNA, 1769 nt
Organism: Gekko japonicus
Lineage: Eukaryota; Metazoa; Chordata; Lepidosauria; Squamata; Gekkonidae
Gene: CORO2B
Product: coronin 2B
Exons: 11
Coding region: 1-1434 (477 amino acids)
Biological process (GO): actin filament organization
Molecular function (GO): actin filament binding
Source: RefSeq, a predicted model, not a curated record
AUGUCAUGGCGGCCGCAGUAUCGCAGCUCCAAGUUCCGGAACGUCUACGGCAAAGUGGCCAACCGGGAGCACUGCUUCGACGGGAUCGCGAUCACCAAGAACGUCCAUGACAACCACUUCUGCGCGGUCAACACCAAAUUCAUCGCCAUAGUAACGGAGAGCGCUGGCGGGGGCUCCUUCCUCGUCAUUCCGCUGGAACAAACUGGCCGGAUUGAGCCGAACUACCCCAAGGUCUGCGGCCAUCAAGGCAACGUGCUCGAUAUCAAGUGGAACCCUUUUGUGGAGAACGUCAUUGCGUCCUGCUCAGAAGACACCUCAGUGCGGAUAUGGGAGAUCGCAGACGGGGGGUUGAAGCGCAACAUGACGGAGGCCGUCCUGGAGCUGUACGGCCACAGCCGGCGCGUCGGUCUCAUCGAGUGGCACCCGACCACCAACAACAUCCUCUUCAGCGCAGGAUACGACUACAAGGUCCUCAUCUGGAACCUGGACAUCGGUGAGCCUGUGAAGAUGAUCGACUGCCACUCGGACGUCAUCCUGUGCUUGUCCUUCAACACGGACGGGAGUUUGCUUGCCACCUCCUGCAAAGACAAGAAGCUCCGGGUCAUUGAGCCACGGUCCGGCAAAGUCCUCCAAGAAGCCAACUGCAAGAACCACCGCGUGAACCGGGUUGUCUUCCUAGGAAACCUAAAGCGCCUUCUCACGACCGGAGUUUCACGGUGGAACACCAGGCAGAUCGCCCUCUGGGACCAGGAAGACCUCUCCAUGCCCUUAAUAGAAGAGGAGAUCGACGGUCUCUCCGGGCUCCUGUUCCCUUUCUACGAUGCCGAUACACACAUGCUGUACCUGGCGGGCAAGGGAGACGGGAAUAUCCGCUACUACGAAGUCAGUACAGAGAAGCCAUACCUCACCUAUCUCAUGGAGUUCCGCUCCCCGGCCCCACAGAAAGGCCUCGGGGUGAUGCCGAAACACGGCCUGGAGGUGUCCGCGUGCGAGGUCUUCCGCUUCUACAAGCUCAUUACCCUCAAGGGGCUGAUUGAGCCCAUCUCCAUGAUUGUCCCCAGGCGGUCGGAAACGUACCAAGAGGAUAUUUACCCCAUGACGCCGGGAAUAGAACCGGCCCUCACCCCGGACGAAUGGCUGAGUGGAACCAACAGAGAUCCCAUCCUGAUGUCUUUAAAGGAAGGCUACAAGAAAACAUCCAAAGCAAUUUUCAAGGCACCUGCAAGGGAGAAAAAGAGUGUCGUCGUGAAUGGAUUCGAUCUCUUGGAAAACGUACCACCCAGGACAGAGAAUGAGCUCCUCCGCAUGUUCUUCCGGCAACAGGAUGAGAUCCGGCGGCUGAAGGGGGAGCUGUCUCAGAAGGAUAUCAAAAUCAGACAGCUACAGCUGGAGCUGAAGAACCUGCGCAAUUGCCCGAAGAACAAUGAACUCUAGGGGACACUCUCGAAAACAAACUUUGUUUCUACCCAGUCUUUAAUUCUCCUGUCCCCACUUAACACAAGAUACUACGGGCCAGAGACGGUUGCGCAAGGAGCCCUGAGUUCACUGGAAAGUCCGUGCUUCUUGUGUGGUCUUUUAACUCGCACUAAAAAGGCGCUCCCCCCUCCCCCUGGUAUAGCUGAGAAUGACAGCAUGAAAGAGUACGAGGUUUCUAUUUACAUCCCAGAGUUUCUCUUGGAGUGAGUAGGAGAAUCAGUUUUGUUUCUCAAUGCUGGGGGGGGAAAAGUUGCGGAAUUAACCAAAGGGCACAGGUCUUAAUGUAAACCUUA